Molecule: messenger RNA, 1362 nt
Organism: Monodelphis domestica (gray short-tailed opossum)
Lineage: Eukaryota; Metazoa; Chordata; Mammalia; Didelphimorphia; Didelphidae
Gene: BPIFB6
Product: BPI fold containing family B member 6
Molecular function (GO): lipid binding
Source: RefSeq, a predicted model, not a curated record
AUGCUGAGGAUUCUUUGCCUAAUUUCCUGUGCAAUGCUAAUGCCCUCAAGGGCUGAUCCAGGGGCCCUGCUGAAGCUGGGAAUGAAUUUCAUGAACAAAGCUGUGAAGGAUGCCAUGGCUGAGAGCCAGAUAUUGGAAAAAAUGGCAGCCAUGGCUAACCAGCCACAGUCUGGAGUCAAGCCCAUUAAGGGUAUGACAGGGAUGAAGGUGAAAGAUGUUCAGCCUCCCAUCAUCACACUGGAUUUUCUGCCAGAGGUGGGAAUUUUCCAGUGUGUGUCUACCAGGAUCACCAUCACAGGGAAGAGCUUUAUAGGUGGAACAAUGGAAAUCACUGUGGUUGUGAACAUCACGGCCACAAAUAGGCUGCAGCAGAAUGAGGAGACAGGCCUGCCCAUGUUCCAGAGUGAAGGAUGUCAGAUCAUUUUGGUUGAUGUCAAAACUAACCUGCCCAGCAACAUGCUGCCUAAAGUGAUCAACAAAUUCUUGGACAGCACCCUGCAGAAGAUUCUCCCUGGCCUGAUGUGUCCUGCAAUUGACACUGUCCUUGAGUUUGUGAACCAAAAGUGGAGUCACCUUACAGACCCCAUCCCUGUGGGUGAGGCUGGCAGCAUCAAGUACGUCCUUACGAGCACCCCAGUCACCACGGCCUCCUACAUAGAAGUAGAUUUCAGUCCCAUAGUCCAGCGACAAGAGGGUGGUACCAUCGCUCUGCCUGAAGAUGGGGCUGCUCUCACAGUCCCUGAAGAUUACCCAGCUGGCUCAUCCCAGUUGGUGCUCUCUGCCGCAUUCUUUACUGCUGAGUUCACUCUCCUACAGAAAUCCUUUGAUGUGGACAUCAAAGGCAAGACUAUUGGCAAACUCCCCCCACAUACGACCAAAACACUAUCUGGUUUUGUGUCCAAGGUUCGUAAAGCCUAUCGCAAAUCAUUGCCUUUGAUGACCCAAAUCAGAAUCAGUAAAUCCCCCAAAGUCACCAUGAAACCAGGCAAGAGCCAGUUGGACCUUCAUGGCACAGUAGAGAUGUUUGCUGUUUCUCCCAAGUCAGGUCCUUCCUCCAUGUUUGUUCUAGAAACUCACUUCAACUUGGACAUUCAGUAUUCACUGAGUGAAGACAAGGUGCUCAUGGCCACAUCCAUGGACAAAUUGUUGGACCUUUCUGUGGCCUCUUCUUCUAUUGGUUCCUUUAAGGUGAAAAAGCUGAAAGAAUUUUUAACUAAUUUACUCCAAGAAGCUUUUGUACCAGUGAUCAAUGGUGUACUCGAAGUUGGUUUUCCCCUUCCAAACUUCCUGGGCAUGAAGUAUGGACAAUCAGAGCUGGCCAUUGUGGAGAAUGCCCUGGUGGUGGACCUGCAGACGCCCUAG